Messenger RNA from Manduca sexta (tobacco hornworm), 2557 nucleotides. RefSeq lists its product as uncharacterized. The coding region runs from base 168 to 1724 and encodes 518 amino acids. The record is from RefSeq and is a predicted model, not a curated record. NCBI's taxonomy places the organism in Eukaryota, Metazoa, Arthropoda, Insecta, Lepidoptera, Sphingidae. The transcript is spliced from 3 exons.
UACGCCGCGACGUACCGCAGUCGGAGUCGCGCGCUCGCGGGGGUCACACGCGUCAGCCCCGCUUACGGAGCGCUCGCGAGUGUUGUGAAUUACGGUGCGGUGUUAUCUCGCUCCCAAUACUAUAGUACUUAUAUUAUAGUAGCGUUCGAGUGACGCUUUGCUCCAGCAUGUUGAUGGUACAGACCAACGCGCAGCCUAUGAAGAACAACAAAUUGAAAUGUCCGCCACCUGUGCCGCCGCGGCCCAACCAGAGCGUGGUGGCCGAGGCUCUAGCGAAAACCAGGAAAGCGGUUGCGGAAUCGAAGGCCAACUUCACCAAGUCACGUGCCUUCGCCAAGCAUGAACAGCACAGUGUGUCUUCGCGAGCAAAAACAUUGGACAGAUCCAACACCACCGUUCAGGCAACGGUGUCUCCUAAACAAAAUGGAUUAGCUCGUGUGAAGUCCUUCAUCAGAGAUGUCAUCAGCGAUCGCAGCUCGUCGUCAGAUGAACGCAAGUCCAGCGGACAGAACUCCAGGAGGAGUUCCAGUGACAGUUGUUCAAUACCGGCACCGACAUCAAUAAAAAAAUCAAAUGAAUCACUUAAUUCAAAAGCGGUCAAAACCUGCAGGCAGAUAUUAGUAAGAUCGCUUUCCACAUCAAACAAACUGGACCAAGAUCCCAAAUGCAAAGUCACAAAGUCAUCGAGCUUUGCAGAAAAGACGAUGCCCCUGCGUAAAGCGCCCCCACCGCCGUUAUCGCCUAAACCUAAGUUGAAGCCAAUGAAACCUUUACCUGUACAAAAGCAUUGUUUAGAAAAUGCUAAAACUAAGCACUCGCCUGAAAUAAGCCCGUAUUCGUCGCCGAUAGACGCAAAACCGCCACUGAGCCCGCCGGCCGAAGCGCCGUAUGCGUCCGUCGAUGAGGUUCAAGAAUUCGACGACAGAUUACGAAAUAGUCCAUCGAAACAAAUCAGCGUCACCAAUCCGCAAGCGGAAAAAGCCGUGCGCGAUCAAACUGAAAACAAAAAUAACAAUUCUCUAGAAAGGAAAACUUCACGCGUUACCGAAAUGUUGAUUUCGGAGAUUCUGGCGAGCAGGAACAACAAUAAAGACGAAUCGAAUGUCGUUAUAGAUAAAGGUAAAGGUUCGGAGAACACGUGCAACGGGAACGACUCGCCCGAAGUGGAAAUGAUGAAAGACAUGAACAACCAUGAGAUGUUGAUAUACGAGCUUCAAACGAUGCGCUCGCAGUCGAACGUGCCCGAGAGCUUGGACAAGGAAUGUGUUGACAAAAACGGACAAUGCGACUCCGAGGACUCCGAGGUGAACUACGCGGCAUCGUCGGUGAGCGCGGACGAGCUGGACUCGUACGACCAGGCGUACGCGUACAUACUCGACGAUGACCUUAAAUCUAGAUUACGUAAGCAAUUCCGCGCGAUCAGCACCAUGUCCCUGCAAGGCAUGCCGCCGCUGCCCAAGAGCCUGAGCGGGUUCGCGGAGGGCGACCCUGAGCCCGUGGAGCCUCCCGCCACGCCCAGCGACAGCCCACCCACUGAUCUCGACUCACAACUAGUAUACCUGAAGAAAGAAAUGGCCAGUCUCCGUCAAUUGGACCUGUCGCUGUUAUCGGAACUAUGGACCCUGAGCGAGGCAAUGGCGUCGUGGAGGCGGCAGCUGGAGCGCGGCCCCCGCCUCCGCCCCGCGCCGCCGCCGCCGCCCCCGCCGCACUACCUCAGGACUUAGGCUGACGUGUGGAUCCACGUGGGGCUCUGUUUAGUUCACAUUCAUAACAGACUGAAACGCCGCGGUCUCCAGGACUGAUUAAGAUUGAUGAUUUGAGUGUAUAAGGGCUCUUGAUUGCAAGUUUUGGUCGGCUAUACCUACGGCGUAAAAUGUACAGUAUGGUUAUUUGCAAUUCAAGUGUUUUUAAUUGGUUACAUUGGACUGUAGACAUGCCGUAAUCAAAACCUUGAGUCAAGGGUACUUCGAACCCAUAAAUUGUCAUAUUGUAAAUAGCCUUAUAUGACGUGUAAAUGUAUAAGCUGGCAUAAACUUUGGUAGUGAUGUGACAUCAUGAGAUUUCCGCUUCUUGUGCCAUUCGGACACUUUAGAGAGCAAAUGCUAACCAAAGGUUAGAUGCCGCAUUAUUGCCUUUUAAUCUAUGUUAAAUGUGACCUGAGAAUCUAAUAACAUUGUAUUGAGUCAUACAUGUUCACUUAUUAUAAUGACAAAUGUGUAGGAUCCCACUUAAUUAUAAAUAUUUUUUAUCAAUGUAUUAAAAAGAAUUAGAUCUUUUUUUCCUUGAAAUUACGUGAUUAUAAAAAAAUUAGUAAGGCGAUUAUUGUUUUGACUUAAGUCGAUUAUUGAUUUGUGUCGAUUAUCGAUAAUUUCUUGAUUUUGUUGUCUGUUUUACUAUUAUUGUGAGGAAAUUUCAUACUAGCUGUAUCAAAAACUUGAAUUUAUUUUUAAGUAUUGAAUACGAAUUAAAAUUGUAAAUUUCCUUGUAGAAAAUAAUGUUAUGUUGGCUAUGGUUUGAGAGUUCACAUUUGUAAAAAUAAAUGUUGCUUAUGAAAAUA